CUCGAGUUAUUAGCAAAGAAUGGCUGAAAUACGAGAUCAGUAUGGGAACCCAAUUCAGCUCACUGACGAACAUGGCAACCCAGACCAAUUGACCGGUGAACAUGGUCAUCCCAUGCACCUUACUGGUGUGGCCACCACAAAAAUCCAUGACGAACCAGAUAGAGAUACCACUGAGGGAACUUUUGCUAGUACUGCUGUUGGUGUUGGUGGUGCAAAAGAGCAUGAUCAGCAGCUGGAUCAACAGAAGCAGCGACAUGAGCUCGAGGUUUCUCGGUCCAGUAGCUCCAGCUCUGGCUCGUCUGAGGAUGAGGCAAGGUGAAAUUGAAGGACAAGGUGGGGAAGUUAGGAGAAGGAAGAAGAAGGGUUUAAAGGUGAAAAUAAAGGAGAAGAUAACAGAUGGGAAGAGCAAGGAGGAGCAGUCACGGACAGAGAGUUUUACAAGCACAGCCACAACCACCAUAUCCACUGGUGCCACCAGCCCUGGUGCUCAACCUGAACAUGAGAAGAAAAGUGUGAUAGAGAAAAUCAAAGAAAAAUUGCCAGGCCACCAUAGCCAUUAAAAAAGCUGUGUGUAAAUGUGCAUGUGCAUGUAAUUUGCUGUCUAUAAAGUUUGUUUCUUUUGCCGAGGUGUGCAUGUAGGUCUAGAUUUGUUAUGCAGGUAAUGUGAGCCUUUGGGUUGUAUUAAUAAAUUUAUUAAGUUUUUACUUCCAGGUAUUGACAUGUAAUAAAUUUGUUGUAAGUUCACUUUAAA
Messenger RNA from Quercus lobata, 751 nucleotides. Its product is annotated as late embryogenesis abundant protein-like. Gene Ontology annotation, biological process: response to water deprivation; response to abscisic acid; cold acclimation. The transcript is spliced from 2 exons. The coding region runs from base 20 to 319 and encodes 99 amino acids. NCBI's taxonomy places the organism in Eukaryota, Viridiplantae, Streptophyta, Magnoliopsida, Fagales, Fagaceae. The record is from RefSeq and is a predicted model, not a curated record. Gene Ontology annotation, cellular component: cytosol.